UUAGUAUAUGAACAUAAGUUUGAUUUUUUGAUAUUCGCGGUCGGAGGUAUUUAAAGAACAGAACCCUAGAGAUAAUGACCGAAUGUAUAAUUACGGAGUCUAAACGGAUUAGACCCGUGGCUAAUUGUGCCAGGAACAGAAGAGAGCGAAAAAUGGAGGGGACUCUGACGACCGCCACUCUCUGUGCGGCUAUACUUCUGAUUGUGCUGGUCACUCGGGUUUAUGAGAGUACCGCCAGUGCAAACCCACCAGAUGAUCCCCCUUUCUCAUAUUGGCGCAAAGGAUAUUCGGGACAUGGCACCUCUCACGAGCAAAUGGGGGUACUGCACUUUCCCAGUAUUGAAUACUCAAGGUUCGAGCCUUCAAUGAAUUACUCCAAGAGACAGAAUGUCACAAAAAUGUGGGUGGAUAUUGUUUUCAAAUUUUCGCGAACCUUUUUUGACAAAAUGUUUCCACUUGAUCCGACCAUGCCAAGAGGCUUCAUAACGGACUUCGGUAACGACAACAUGAGGUUGGGGCCGAAAGUUAUAAAGGAUGAUUGGGCGGGUUGGUUAAACGCAUUUUGGCUUAUGUGGUUUUGGAUAUUCUUUUUGGUUGUUGUGAUUAUCCUGGCACCCUUUGUAGGUGUUGUGUAUUUCUGCUUAUGUUGCCAUCGCUGUUCGCUGGGAUGUCCAGCUUGCCAUUCGGGUUCAAAUAUGAGGAAAACUCUUCUUUGGAGCACCUGCUUGAUUAUGAUCCUUCCAUUAAUCGCUGGUAGUAUGGUCCUGGCCGUCCUCUCAAAUGGCAUGCUAGAGCGCGGCCUAGAAAACACUAAAAAGACUCUUGAAAUGGGUAGCAUAGACACUUGCAACUUUCUGAAGGAUGUCAGCGAUCAUGUUCAUCAUUUGUUUGUGAAAAACUAUGAGGAGCUGUCGACACAUCUGAUCAGUACUAUCAUGGAUGCACCGAAACAUUUGUUUAGGGACUUAAGCGAUGUCGCAGAGGGUAAUUCCAUUGCGGAACUAGCCGGACAUAUCUCUUAUCUUUCAUUUUAUAACACCACUAGGUAUUUGGUAUUUCUUAGUGAAGCAACAUAUGUUGGUGUGGAUUAUGCAAAUAAACUAAGAAAUGGUCUCCGGGCAAUAAAGCGCGACAUUAACUAUGCGGCGGUGGUUCUCUGUGGCAGUUUUGAAUGCAUGAAGUUUCUGCAAACCUCAGGAAUUGAGUUUGUGGAUACAAGCAGAUGCCUACACUUGGAUGAGUGGCCCGAUGCGGUAGCAAUGCAUGAUGAUCUGAUUGAAUUCCAAAAAACGAUUGGGACUCGACACAAAAAAUGGCUGCCGCGUCUCCGUGUUGUUAGUCAAAAGAUUAAGGACGAGUUGGAACGAGUCUCACCACCAAUAAUUCGAGACAUUCGUAAGGCAAGGCUGAUUUUAGCUGAGGAGUCGAGGAGAAUAGAAGAAAUAAUUGAUGUGGUCAUAAGUGACAUUUAUCUUGCCACUUUACGUGCGAGCAGGGCGUUUGAGGAUCUUUACGAUAAAUUUAAUGAAACACGCAACUUUGUCGUUCAAUAUAUAUCUGUAGCUCUCUUUGUGAUACUGUCAGUCCUGAUUGUGGCUUUGGUUAUCGGAUGUCUGGCAAAACGUCCCACCGGAGCGAGCAAUGAGUAUUUCACUACAAAGAUGGCAUCGUACAUUUUGAUACUAGGCAUGGUUUUGAUAUUUUGUGCGAUAUCCGUCAUGCUGAUAGUGGUGCUUUUUUAUUUUGUGAUUGGUGGUGUGGCGUACAAAGGCGCAUGUGCACCACUGAGCGAACUGAAGUCGAGUGCGCUUUUAAAAAACCUAGACUCAGAGAUCGAUCUCCGAACGAUGUUUUCUUUCCGGAAUGUGGAUGUACGAGCUGCCAAUAAAUCAAGCAAGCCAAUCAGAGCAUCGAGUGUUGUCAAGGCGUGCCAAGGCGACGACUAUUUCUUUACAUUUCUGCAAGAUAAUAAAAUCUUUGACAUAGACGAUUUUCUUCGACUGAAGCUAGUGACAGUCGGGGAAAGGAAAUUUGAUCAAAAUUUAGAUUUGUCAAAGGAAUUUAUACUGACGGAUGCUGACCGAGAUGUAUUUUUAGUCUCCCUUGAGGAAACAACUUUAGGAUUGUUUCAGAGGCAAAACUGGAUGGAUUUAGUUUGUCCACGUCUCGACAGGUUGAAACUAAAUGAGCUCGGGGAGAGUUUCACCGCUUUUGGGCAGUCGCUAUCGUGGAGUAACUUUGCUGCCGCCUCUGUAGCUUUCCAAAACGCGCAUGUUAGCCUCAAGUCAAUCAAACAUAAGUAUUAUCCCGAAGUACAAAGAGUAUUUUAUUGGGUAGAUAUAAAUACAAUUUGGCUGCAGUAUUAUUUUGUCCACCAAAAUUACAACCUUGCCGAUUCCAUGAAAAUAUUAAGACAGAGAAUAAUUGAUGUUGAGGAAUUUAUACAAAAUAGAGGAACGAAAUUUAUUUCUUCUCUUGGCAAAAACUUAACCGAGACUAUUGAUAAUCAACUCAAGGACUAUCUCAGAAUGAUAAUCAGGGAGGCUAAGACAAAGAUCGGUCGCUGCAAACCUCUGACCUACAUAUACGAUCGCGGCCUUGACUUGGUUUGCAAACGCAUGGUUGACCCCAUAAACGGCUAUUGGAUAAGUGUAUCAGUGGCGGCGUUCCUUCUGCUGCCCGUGCUCUUUAUAGCUCAUCGUCUACAGUGUCUGUUUAAGCAACACAGGCUAAUUCGGAUAAGGGCCAUAAGGGCCAUAAGGCCACGGGUUGAGGAGUCAGAUGAUGAAAACCCAUGUCCCUAUUGCAAUGCAGGUGCGAAUAGGAUUCCAGGCGGAAACGUUGUCUGCAUUGGUCUGGACGAUGCAGAAACUACAAUUUUUGAUGAGCAGAACACGAUCGAAGAAACACUGAAUAUCAACGAUGCAGACAGAAAAAAUAAGGUGGACUAGUGAUAAAUGAAUAAAUAAGAAAUCCGAGAUAUUUUAAUCAGCAAAGGGUUUUGCUGGUGAGCCAAGUUCCACUUAGCUUGAAUGAGGAGGUGGGGGCUCGGGCCUACUUCCCAUUACGCAUUGGUCACCCAAAUAAAUGAUUAAGACUUGGUUUCUUCGAGGAGAUUUCUUCAGCUCUA
Drosophila persimilis is the source of this 3130-nucleotide messenger RNA. RefSeq names its product prominin-like protein. The coding region runs from base 75 to 2951 and encodes 958 amino acids. Gene Ontology annotation, cellular component: membrane. The record is from RefSeq and is a predicted model, not a curated record. The transcript has 10 exons. Lineage: Eukaryota; Metazoa; Arthropoda; Insecta; Diptera; Drosophilidae.